UGAUCUGGUCAACACGCCAACAACAUAAUUAUUAGAUUCAGCUUUUUAUAUUAUUAUUAUUGGGGGUUAAUAAAACUACAAAAAUAUAAGAUACCAUAUUUCUGAGUUAUAAACGGUUAGUAAAAUAGUAAGGCUACAGGACCGAGCUAAAAGAAUGUUGCAUCUCCAGAAAUAGACUCAGAGAGAAGAAAUUUCGUUUGAAGCGAUAAUCCCAUUUCCUAACAAGAAAAAACUUUAUUAUAGCGUUAUGACGUCAUCAAGUAUGGGUGGUCUUUCAAACGCAACCUCUACGGCUGUAUACGUCUGUAUUUCUUUGUUUCUUGCGAUUUUGAUUGGAGUCCUCUUUUACGUUCUUUGCUCGAAACGCUACAAGUUAAACUGGUUCGAGAAAUUAAAUCUUACUGCUGCAGAAGAAACCGAGAAAGUUCUACCUUCAACAUCUACCGAAACAGGAAGUAUUAGUAGUGCAACGGAAGUGACGCAGUUGACGACAACACCUUCUAGUGUUUCCAGGUUUUUCCGGCCUCAAGGUCUGGAUGGGUCACCAGGUGUCGCUUCAGGAAACUUCUGGGUUCCUUAUAGCGUGCAUAAAGAAGGCGCUGUGGAUGAAAUAGCUGCAGAUUAUAGCGGUGAGAGCGUUCCUGGUACUCCACUCACUCCUUUGGGAACCAAGAUUUCUCCGUUUCUCCUAUCUCAAACAGGAUCUUCAACUGCUGAACGGGGAGUUUCACCUCUGAUUAAGUACGUUCAACCAUCACCACUCCCCUCAAGUCCAGUAAGAUCACGGUUGACUUCCAUGUAUACCAAGCUGGAUCACACUAAGUUUAAUACCGCGAUGUAUCAAACAGAGGAAGCAGCGUCUCCUAGCGAUACAAAUAAUGACAACUCAAGAGGUUCACUUCAAUUUUCUGUGGUUUACAACACACAAUUUUCUUUGCUGUGUGUUCGACUAAUCCAGAUACGUGACUUAAUACCAAGUGAUUUUAGUGGAACGGCUGAUCCUUACGCAAAGAUUUGGCUGCUUCCAGACAUUAGGGACGUUCGGAAAAGCAGUGUCCGUCGUAAAACCCUCAAUCCCCACUUCGAAGAAGACUUUGUGUUUGAUGUUUCUCCAGCAGAGCUACGAGAACGAACGCUUGAGAUACUGGUGUAUGAUUAUGACCAAUAUUCUAGGCACGUUUGUAUGGGCAAAGUACAUCUCCCAUUAGACCGCGUGGAUCUCGCAGAUAGAAUAACACUAUGGAAAGGAAUAACUCCUUGUGAUGAAGUAGACGACCAGCCUGAUAUGGGAGACUUGAUGUUUUCUCUGGGUUAUUUGCCAAGCGCUGAAAGGCUGACCGUUGUUAUACUAAAGGCCAGAAAUCUAAGACCUGCGGAUGAGAGUAAAAAAAUACUAGAUCCGUACGUGAAAGUGUCAUUGUUUCACGACGGGAAACGAUGCAAAAAGAAAAAGACUUCAACGCAGAGAGGAACCAUUAACCCCGUUUUCAAUGAAGCCUUGACAUUUAACGUAACAAGGGAAAUCUUGAAGACUGUUACACUCGAGUUCACCGUAAUGAAUGACAACAUUCUAGGACAGAAAGAAAAUCUGGGAAGCGUUGUGAUUGGUCCACAAUCGAAAGGAGACGAGGCAGCUCACAUGAGAGAUAUGAUAGCCUCUAAAACAGCAGUGGCGAUGUGGCAUUCGUUAAUGCCUUCGCGGUCAGAUCAGGUUUUCUCAAUUUCGGGGAAAUAAAUUACCGAACUAUGACCUUGAAGCAAAACACACACACACAUUAACGAACCAACGUUUUUACAUUUAGUACAUAUCAGUUCGUAUAAGCCUCUACUUCAAUAUAUACGACAUUAAAUAUAAAAAUUCAGCUCGACCAAUGAGGCGUUUUAAAUUGCUACAACCUAUCACUACACUAUACACACAGAACUAAUGAUAUCAAUAAAGUAUUCUAAACGUGGGUUAAACUGACUAUAAUUUUACAAACUAUUACCCCACAACACACGGAGCUAAACCAUAACCUAUCACUACACUACACAUACACAGAACUAAUGAUAUCGAUAAAGUAUUCUAAACGUGGGUUAAACUGACUAUGAUAUUAUAACCUAUCACUGCACUAUACACUCAGAACUAAUGAUAUUGUUACGUCUCCGUUUGUUAAUUGAUUUUUCCGUAACUUCGUUCCGACGAAACUUGCGACACAAGUUCUUUACUUAAUAAACUGAUUUAUUCUUUCCGAAUAUAACUUUACCGA
Molecule: messenger RNA, 2246 nt
Organism: Limulus polyphemus (Atlantic horseshoe crab)
Lineage: Eukaryota; Metazoa; Arthropoda; Merostomata; Xiphosura; Limulidae
Product: synaptotagmin-7-like
Exons: 7
Coding region: 248-1735 (495 amino acids)
Biological process (GO): calcium-ion regulated exocytosis; regulation of dopamine secretion; cellular response to calcium ion
Cellular component (GO): membrane
Molecular function (GO): calcium ion binding; phosphatidylserine binding; calcium-dependent phospholipid binding
Source: RefSeq, a predicted model, not a curated record